CUUCUCCCGCCAGUAUCCUCCCCUCGCUACCUCCAAACGCUAACUUUCAACUCUCAUAUUCUUAAUUCCCUCCACAACACAACCAAGCAAAAUCAAAGAUAACGAGCUAAGAAACCAUUUUGUUUCCCUUCUACCCUCCCCAACUUUCUCAUUCUUACCAACACGUCCACUCACCAUGGAACGCCCUCUUUCGCCGCUACACAGCCUUCCGCCGGAAUCCACAGCCGGAGUUACCCUCUCCGGCCUUCUCCCCCCUGCCUCGCUAAUCGAAUCCCUCCUCCACGCCUCCGCAUAUCUCGCCACCUUGGACUCUCUUCCGUUACUCCAAACCCGUAACACUGCCGCUGCAAUCCAGCGCGCCCGUAUCAUCUCCUCCUUACUCGAAGACCUCCACGACUCCACCAGCCGUGGUCGUAGAUCUCUUCCUCUCUCUUCAAUCCUCUGCCUCACCGAGCUCAGCUCCGUCAUCCAGCGAACAAAAACCCUCCUCGACGACCUCGCCUCAGGAAGCGCGUUAUGGAGUCUGCUCAAUGCCGAGGCUUCUGCAAAACGCUUCCUUUCCUGCACUCGCGAGCUAUCGGCGGUGCUCGAUAUCCUCCCGCUUAGUCUCCUCCCCAUCUCCUCUGACAUCCGCGAACAGAUCGAACUUCUCCACCGACAGACCAAAAGCGCCGGAUCCGACCUAUUUGUUGAUAGCCGCGAAAUCCAUCUCCGUGAUGAGCUCCUCUGCAUCAUGUCUAAAGAGAAGGGCUUUCUGGAUUUCAACAAGGUGGAGGAAGUCAUGAACAGGAUUGGGUUACGAACAGCCGCAGCUUACCAGGAGGAAAUCAAAAAGCUGGAAGCGGAAAUACUUAAGCAGGCGGGUACUGGUGGUCUUAUGGCCGUUUCCAACGUAAACAAUCUCAUCGCCUUCGUCUCCUAUGCUAAAAACAUCAUAUUUCGUUCCAGCAAAGCUGACGCCUUCCCCAAAGCUCUCAGUCGAUCGUCGUCGUGGUCGGUGGCGACAUCGCCAGCGAUUGCUAGUAAUAUCCCGGACGAGUUCCGGUGCCCUAUCACGCUGGAUUUAAUGAAAGACCCGGUGGUUUUGGCCUCCGGCCAUACUUACGACCGGAGCUCAAUCUCCCAGUGGAUAAACUCCGGCCAUCAAACCUGCCCAAAGAGUGGGCAGAAGCUAAUCCAUAUGGCACUCAUCCCAAAUUACAAUCUUAAAAGCCUCUUCGAGCAAUGGUGUAAGGAGAAUAACCUCUCCUCCACACUCCGACACCGGGCUCCCGAUUCGGCGGCGGAGGAAGCCGUCACUGUCGACCACAUCUCGGCAACCCGGGCAGCCAUCGAAGCGGUGAGAAUGACGGCGGAGUUUUUAGUUGGAAAGCUAGCCAUGGGCUCGCCGGAAACGCAGAGGCAAGCGGCUUACGAACUCCGGCUGCUCGCCAAAUCCGGCAUGGAGAAUCGCCGCAUAAUAGCUGAGGCCGGCGCCAUUCCUUUCCUCGUCACACUACUCGGUUCCAGAGACCCCCGGACGCAGGAGAACGCAGUGACUGCCCUGUUGAACCUCUCUAUCUUUGAGAACAAUAAGACUCUGAUAAUGGCCGCGGGAGCCCUUGAUUCAAUCGUGAAGGUGCUACGGGAAGGCGAACUGAUGGAGGCGAGGGAGAACGCGGCGGCGACUAUAUUCAGCUUGUCUAUAUUGAACGAAUGCAAAGUAGAGAUAGGGAAGACAGUAGAAGCGGUGGCGGGUUUGGUGGAGCUGUUACAGGACGGAACGUCCGCUGGGAAGAGAGACGCGGCGACUGCGUUGUUAAAUUUGGCGGUGUACGAUCCGAACAAGACGGCGGUGGUGGAGGCGGGGGCAGUGCCAGUGCUGGUUGAGUUGUUGAUGGACGAGAAGGCUGGAAUCACAGACGACGUGCUUGCAGUUCUCGCUCUUCUCUGUGGAUGUAAAGAGGGGAUGAGAGUGAUAGGGGAUAAUAAGGCGGCGGUGGCAAUACUGGUGGAUUUGAUGAGGUUCGGUUCGGAAAAAGGGAAGGAGAACGCCAUUGCGGUUCUGAUGGGUUUGUGUAAGGAUGGGGGAGCGGAGAUGGGGAGAAGGUUGUUGAUGAAUGCGAGGAGUGUUCCUUCACUACAGAGUUUGGCAGCUAGUGGUUCGAUGAGAGCGAGGAGGAAAGCGAAUGCUCUUCUAAGAUUGCUUAAUAGAUGUUUCUCGCAGUCUAAUUCGGCUCCUAUAUGAUGAUGAUUAUUUUGUCUCAGUUGCUGCCGUGAUUCAAUCUGGCCAUAAACCCGGAGAAGGA
Messenger RNA from Dendrobium catenatum, 2288 nucleotides. Its product is annotated as U-box domain-containing protein 1-like. Gene Ontology annotation, biological process: protein ubiquitination. The transcript has a single exon. Bases 176 to 2227 code for a protein of 683 amino acids. Gene Ontology annotation, cellular component: cytoplasm; nucleus. The record is from RefSeq and is a predicted model, not a curated record. Gene Ontology annotation, molecular function: protein binding; ubiquitin-protein transferase activity. NCBI's taxonomy places the organism in Eukaryota, Viridiplantae, Streptophyta, Magnoliopsida, Asparagales, Orchidaceae.